This is a messenger RNA of Dentiscutata heterogama, 147 nucleotides long. The record is from the annotation of a GenBank genome assembly. Lineage: Eukaryota; Fungi; Glomeromycota; Glomeromycetes; Diversisporales; Gigasporaceae.
AUGGAAGAUACAACGCUACAGUUAUUAAUAAAACAAAUAUCAACACUUUAUUCUUCACCGAAACUUGAACCUUUUUACCUGGAAUAUUUUACGUGUAAAGCUAAGAAUACUAAAUUAGAUGAGAGUGCACCAGAAGUUGUUAAAAAA